AUGAUGGACGACGAGGAUUUCCAACCCCUACUGGAUCCAUCUCCUUCUCCAGACAUAGCAACACAGCACAGCGCAUAUCUGAGGAAGGUGCAGAACAGAAAUCUGUAUUUAGCCACAUUGGCUGCUGUAUUGGGUCCUCUGAGCUUUGGUUUUGUCCUGGGUUACAGCUCUCCAGCCAUCUCUGAUCUGAAGAAUGCAGAAGAUCCACGUUUAAUAUUGGAUAAGGGUGCAGCUUCAUGGUUUGGUCUAUGUGUCACAAUUGGAGCUGCCGUUGGAGGGCUGUUUGGAGGCUGGAUGGUGGACCGAAUAGGCCGAAAGGUCACCCUUAUUAUCUGCUCUGUCCCGUUUGUCCUUGGCUUCACCUUGAUCAUAUCAGCACAGAAUGUCUGGAUGUUACUGGGGGGACGACUGCUUUCUGGGCUGGCCAGUGGCAUCACCUCAUUAGUAGUACCUGUAUAUAUAUCUGAGACUUCCCACCCUGGAGUUCGAGGGCUGCUGGGCUCUUGUGUGCAGUUGAUGGUGGUCAGUGGAAUUGUUGGAUCUUAUAUUGCAGGAAUGUUCCUGGAUUGGCGCUGGCUUGCUGUGCUUUGCUCCGUGCCACCUGUCGCUAUGGCACUAUUUAUGAUCUUCAUGCCGGAAACACCACGGUACCUGAUCAGCCAGAAUCAGAGGGCUGAGGCCUUGUCUGCGCUCAGCUUCCUGCGGGGACAGGAUGUGGACCAUGAAUGGGAAUACCGACAGACUGAGGGUAGCCUGAAGAAGGCAGAUCUCUGGAACCCAUCCAUUUAUAAGCCAUUCCUCAUUGGGAUUUUCCUCAUGUUCUUCCAGCAGUUCACUGGCAUCAAUGCCAUUAUGUUCUAUGCUGACAUGAUCUUUGAAGAAGCCAAUUUCAAGAACAGCAGCCUGGCCUCUGUCAUUGUAGGGUUGAUCCAGGUGGUGUUCACAGCUGUGGCGGCACUCAUCAUGGACAAGGCAGGAAGGAAAAUUCUAUUAAUUAUUUCAGGUACCAUCAUGGCUAUCAGCGCCGCCCUGUUUGGGGUGUACUUUAAAAUUAUAGAGAUGCAUACACAGAAUUCCUCCAGUGUCCUACCAGUGACAGCUAUGCCAGAUAGCACAGGAGAACAAUUGGCAUGGCUGCCUCUUGCCAGCAUGGCUCUCUUUAUUUCUGGUUUUGCAAUUGGCUGGGGUCCCAUUCCCUGGCUGGUCAUGUCUGAAAUCUUCCCUCUGCGUGCAAGGGGUGUGGCCAGUGGAGUGUGUGUCAUUACUAAUUGGGGCUGCGCUUUCCUGGUGACGAAGGAGUUUCAGGACAUGAUGGAUUCUCUGACUUCCUAUGGGACAUUCUGGUUAUUUGCAGCUUUCUGUGCUGUCAAUGUUCUUUUUACAGUUCUUUAUAUCCCAGAGACAAAGGGGAAAAGUCUGGAACAGAUUGAAUCUCACUUUCAAGCUGGACGAGGCACAACACGAUUUGGAUCAUUCUCCAAUACAAUUCAGUAA
This is a messenger RNA of Staurois parvus, 1494 nucleotides long. NCBI's taxonomy places the organism in Eukaryota, Metazoa, Chordata, Amphibia, Anura, Ranidae. The record is from the annotation of a GenBank genome assembly.